AAUAAUAACAUUAACCUUAAUGAUGAUAGUCCUAGCUUAAUUCAUUCAUCAAUUUUGUAAUUAGCGCUAAAAUUCCCUCUUAAUUCAAAUAAUCAAAUCAAAGAGAAAAGUAAUAUUAGAGAUGGCAACCCUCAAAGUUUAUGCUGAUAGGAGGUCUCAACCAACUCGUGCUGUCAUCCUUUUCUGCAAAGUCAAUGGUAUCGAAUUUGAGGAGGUGGAAACUCAACUCUUCAGCAAUGAUCUCAAUACUCCUGAAUAUCAAGCAAUCAAUCCGAUGAAGAAAGUCCCGGCAAUAGCUCUUGGAGAUUUUACACUCUUUGAGAGCCAUGCCAUUCUCACGUACCUUGCUUGCUCCUAUCAUGUUCCUGAUCACUGGUAUCCAGUUGAUCUUAGUAAGAGGGCUAAACUUCAAUCUGUGCUCGAUUGGCACCACGCCAAUUUACGCUACGGUGCAAUGGGCUACUUGUUUAGCACAAUGUUGGCCCCACUUUUUGGGAAAUCACCAAAUGCGGAGUUAGCAGCUGAUUGUGAACAGAAAUUGGUGCAAUCCUUUGAGACCAUUGAGAAUGUGUGGCUUAAGGAUGAUGCCAAGUUCUUACUAGGCUAUGAUCAACCCUCCAUUGCUGAUCUUUCCCUCGUCUCUGAGAUUAUGCAACUUCAUAUGUUGGGUGAUGAAGAAAGGGAGAGAAUGAUUGGGCCAUAUAAGAAAGUUCAAAGAUGGAUUGCGGACGUAAAAGAAGCAACAAAUCCUCAUUUUGAUGAAGUUCACCAAUGUCUCUUUGAUGUUAUUGCAAGCUUGAAGCAAAAUGCUUAAUCUUUUAAAACAUUGAUUCUAUUUUUGUUAUCUACUUUUUAAACUACAUUGAUUCUAUUUUUGUUAUCCACUUUUUAAACUUAAUUAAAGUGAGAAUUACGAGUCUUAUUUAAGAAGAAAUAUGUAUUAUUGCUUUUCUUAGGAACAACAUGCACUUGAUUCUCGCUACGACUGUAACUAAAAAACUU
Messenger RNA from Amaranthus tricolor (Joseph's coat), 1002 nucleotides. Its product is annotated as glutathione S-transferase T1-like. Lineage: Eukaryota; Viridiplantae; Streptophyta; Magnoliopsida; Caryophyllales; Amaranthaceae. The coding region runs from base 122 to 814 and encodes 230 amino acids. The transcript is spliced from 7 exons. The record is from RefSeq and is a predicted model, not a curated record.